GCUGGAUCCAAUUUGCCAGCGCGGGAGCGGGAGCAUGAGGGGGAGGUCUCUUCGCCAGGGCUGAGGCAGCCUGCCGGACGAUGAGGCUCUCCUGCAAAGUGGUGGCCCUGGCGCUCUGCCUGGGGCUCCUGCUCCUCCUCUACCUUUUGGUGGGCAACGCAGACGAGCCGCCUUUGGAAGCGGCGGCGGAGAGCCCCUCGGGGCACGUUGCCGCCGGCGCUGGCGGGGACCUCGCCCCGCCGCUCCAGACACGCUUCCCACCGGUCCAGCCUGCGGAGCCAGAGAAGGACAAGGCAGCUCAGGUUUUCAGGCGGGAGCCACGUCCCCACCGAAAGCCAGGCAAACGCAGCGCGGCUCGAGCCAGAGGGAAGUUAGCGAGCCUUCGUUUUAGGAAACCAGAGGACCAGAAGCAUUCUCCAGCCCAGUUUUCUUCGGUGCAAUGGAUGCAUCUGGCGGUUGUAGCAUGUGGUGACCGGCUGCUGGAAACUCUCAACAUGCUGAAAUCAGCAGUUCUCUUUAGCAAAAAGAAGCUCAAAUUUCAUAUUUUUGCUGAGGAUUCCCUGAAGCCUGAAUUUGAGAGGAAAUUAGAGGAAUGGCCACCCUCUUUCUCAAAGAAGUUUGAAUACCGUGUCUACCCAAUCUCCUUCUCAGUUGGAAAUGCUCAAGAGUGGAGAAAAUUAUUCAAGCCAUGUGCUGCCCAACGCCUCUUUCUCCCGAUGAUUUUAAAGGAUGUGGAUUCCCUUCUGUAUGUGGACACAGAUGUCCUAUUCCUGCGACCCAUUGAUGACAUUUGGGGCUUUCUGAGAAGUUUCAAUGCCACCCAGCUGGCUGCAAUGGCACCGGAACAUGAAAUACCAAAGAUUGGUUGGUAUAGUCGGUUUGCUCGCCACCCAUAUUAUGGAACCACUGGGGUCAAUUCUGGUGUCAUGCUAAUGAAUUUAACCCGAAUACGAAACACCCAGUUCAAGAACAACUUGAUUCCAACAGGCUUGAGAUGGGAAGAGAUGUUGUACCCUUUAUACCAAAAGUAUAAAAAUCACAUUACAUGGGGAGACCAGGACUUGCUCAACAUUAUUUUUUAUUUCAAUCCAGAAUGUCUCUACCUCUUUCCUUGUCAAUGGAAUUAUCGACCCGACCACUGCAUGUAUGGCAGUAACUGCAAAGGAGCAGAAGAAGAAGGCAUUUCAAUUCUGCAUGGGAAUCGGGGUGUCUACCAUGACGAUAAACAGCCUACUUUCAAAGCACUCUAUGAAGUGAUACGUGAUUUUUCCUUUGAAGACAAUCUCUUCCAAUCGAUAUAUUAUCCUCUCCAGUCCAAGUUUCUCAACGCCGUACACACUUUAUGUGGGCGAAUUCCACAAGUUUUUCUGAAACAAAUUGAGAGAACCAUGAAGAGGGUCUAUGAAAAUCAAGUGAUUGUCAACAUUGGAGCCAAUUUCAGAUUAUAAUCAUAGCAAUAUAUUUUGAUAGCUUUUGUCUCCCACCACCUCCCAUCCUGGGGCCUAUGAACUCAACGUUCUGUGAUGGUGUUAGCUACAGUUCAGUAAACAGGUACCUGGGAGCAA
Molecule: messenger RNA, 1565 nt
Organism: Candoia aspera
Lineage: Eukaryota; Metazoa; Chordata; Lepidosauria; Squamata; Candoiidae
Gene: GXYLT2
Product: glucoside xylosyltransferase 2
Exons: 7
Coding region: 81-1448 (455 amino acids)
Biological process (GO): protein O-linked glycosylation via N-acetylgalactosamine
Molecular function (GO): UDP-xylosyltransferase activity
Source: RefSeq, a predicted model, not a curated record